Molecule: messenger RNA, 4840 nt
Organism: Venturia canescens
Lineage: Eukaryota; Metazoa; Arthropoda; Insecta; Hymenoptera; Ichneumonidae
Gene: Tnpo-SR
Product: transportin 3
Exons: 17
Coding region: 186-3050 (954 amino acids)
Biological process (GO): protein import into nucleus
Cellular component (GO): cytoplasm
Molecular function (GO): small GTPase binding
Source: RefSeq, a predicted model, not a curated record
GUUGUUAGUGUGCUUGAAGAACAGAAAAUUUUGGAUGAUUUUUCACAUCCGUAACUUUUUUUUCACGAGAACCCAACACCGGAAUUGCAUGGAUUUACAAAAGUGAACAAAUAAAUAAAUAAAUAUAUAUGUAUAUAUAUGUAUAUAUAUAUAUAUAUAUUCAUUUAAUCGGUGAUUUAUGAAGAAUGGAUUCGUUACCGAGUCUGGAAACCGUCCAUCAGGCUGUUUACUCGUUGUACAAUAAUCCAGUCCCUGCCGAGAAAGAAAAAGCGUCCCAAUGGCUCGAAGAACUUCAAAAAUCAGUUUAUGCAUGGAAAGUGGCGGACGAAAUGUUACAACAAAAGAGAGAUUUGGGGUCGUGUUACUUUGCGGCUCAAACAAUGAGAACAAAAAUUCAAAUGUCUUUUCACGAACUGCCGACGGAAGCCCACAUAUCGUUGCGUGACUCUUUGCUGGAAUACAUAUCCCAGAUUGAUGAACAUACGAACAGCGUGAUAGUGACACAGUUAUGCGUGGCUUUGGCAGACUUUACACUACAAAUGCCUUCAUGGCAAAAACCUGUAGUCGAUCUCAUCAACAGAUUUGGCGGGUCAAUGACGAGCCUUCGACCAUUGCUCGAAAUAAUGACCGUCCUGCCGGAAGAAAUAAAUUCUAGAUUAUUAAGGCUAGGUGCUAACAGAAGACAGCACGUACUUUUAGAACUGAGUAGCGUUUCGGAUACGGUGACUGAAUUCUUGAAAAUGUGUCUGAAGAACGGCGGUGAUAAUCCUCAAAUUCACACGAGGAUAUUACGUUGCUUCACUAGCUGGGUGACCGUGCACGCGAUCUCAUUGAAUGCCGUGCCAAACAGUGACGUGGUGGCUUACGCUUUUCAGGUAUUAGGAAAUCACGCGGCCGGGCACCAAUUGCACGGGGCAGCUGCGGACUGCGUUUGCGUAAUUCUGCAAGUAUUAGAGGAGGACAACAAUUUAAAUAAUACGGAAAAUAAUAGUGAAUCCAUCGUCCAACUGCAACAACUGCAAUUAUGCCUUUUCACGAGCGUAAUGGCUCUAGAACAGCCGUACCAUUUAUCGGUUGCCCACGAAGAUACGGAAAAGUCGUUGAAUUACUGUCGAAUUUUUACCGAAUUGGCGGAAACUUUCCUCGUUACGAUAGUGAACGGAUGUGCCGGUGGAAGACAGCAUUACGCCAUCAAAGUACUAGAUCUUGUUCUCACCUGUGUUGGACAUCACGAUUACGACGUUGCUCAAGUCACUUUUAAUUUGUGGUUCCGCUUGUCCGAAGUCCUUUAUGAGAAAAAUUGCAAAGAUUUGACAGCUACAUUCAAACCCCACAUCGAGAGGCUCAUAGGAUCGCUUUGCAAACAUUGUCAGAUGGAACCGGAUCACCUUGGUCUGGUCGAAGAAGGCAGCGGUGGCGAAGAAUUCGCUGAUUUUCGUGCGCGAGUUUCCGAGCUCAUCAAAGACGUGGUUUUUGUCGUUGGAAGUAGACACUGCUUCCGACAAAUGUUCAACGCUUUGACCGGGGCUGCCGGUCCUCAAGGUCAACCUGGUCAGGCACCAACUUGGGAUUCUUCCGAAGCUGCUCUCUUCAUAAUGCAGGCGGUGGCAAAGAAUAUUUUACCGGCUGAAAAUGAGGUUGUGCCAAAGGUUGUCGAAGCUAUUCUAAAUAUUCCGGAAAAUACUCACAUUGCAGUUAGGCAUACAAGUAUAUUAUUACUCGGUGAACUUUGCGAAUGGAUCGAGAGUCAUCCUCGAUCGUUAGAACCUGUGCUGAAUUUUUUGCUGGCUUGUCUGAGCCAGAGAGGACUUGGAAAUGCAGCGUCAGGAGCUCUCCAAAACGUGUGCGCGGCUUGCCCAUUGCACAUAGCUUCACAUUUUCCGGGAUUAUUGCAAAUUGCCCGAAAUCUCGACAGUUUCGCAAUAAGUAAUGACGCUGCGAUUGGAUUGCUCAAGGGAAUAUCUCUUAUUCUCGCUCGGAUGCCACGCAACGAAAUAGCACCAGCGAUGACGGAGCUCUGCUGGUUUCAGGCACGACCGUUGUGCGCGUUGAUGGAAAAUCCUAGCCGUCCCGUUGACAAAGGAUCCAAAACUGAUCCCGUUAUAUGGCUCGACAGACUCGCCGCUAUAUUCAGGCAUACGAAUAUUCCCAUGGACGGUGCAUGCGAGCCACAUCCUUGCCAAAUCGUUCUCACAGAAAUGUGGCCCGUACUGUCAAACGUGUGUGACUUGUAUCAGGAAGAUCCUCGACUUAUGGAGAGAUGUUGCAGGUGUUUGAGGUUCGCGGUCCGAUGCACCGGUAGACAAUCGGCGCAUAUCCUCGAGUCCCUCGUCAAACAAAUUGUUCAACUAUACGCAAGACACUAUCACAGCUGUUUUCUCUAUCUUGGAUCGAUUUUGGUCGACGAGUAUGCGAGUGACCCCGAUUGCGAAGCCGGCCUACUUGGAAUGCUGGAAGCUUUUAUUCCACCGACCUUUACCGUUUUACAGCAAGAAGGUGGUCUCAGGAAUCAUCCCGAUACCGUUGACGAUUUGUUUCGUCUGUGUGCAAGGUUUCUCCAAAGAGCACCAGUCGCAUUUCUGCACUCAGCAGCGCUUGGAAGCAUCGUCGAUUGUGCACUAAUGGCAUCGAGUUUGGAUCACAGGGAUGCAAAUUCUUCGGUGAUGAAAUUUUUCUUCGAUCUCAUCCAUAGUGGACGAAUGCAUGAGAGUCGACCGGAUUUCGAGACGAGGAAAGAAUUGGUGCAAGCUAUUAUAAAAGAGAAAGGUCAAACUUUGGUAACGAGUCUUUUACACGCUUCCGUGUACUCGUUGUCCUCGUACAUGCUCGGCGAAGUAGCUGACGUCAUUUAUGAAUUGGCAAUAUUAGACAGAAGGUCAAUCUCUCAGUGGCUGGAAGAAGCGAUAAAAUCGAUGCCGACUCAAAAUGCAGGUGGAUCACCAACAGCGACGCCAGAUCAGCUGCACGAAUUUCAUCAAACGGUCACGGGGAGUGACUCGGGAAAAGCAGUGGGACACGCCUUACGAAACUUUGCAAGGUUAUAUCGUUGACGCAACAACGUCCAUUCGCAAUGAACGUUGUUGUAGAAAAAAAUGAUCCUCUUGAGACGUAACUAUCAACAAAACGUAUAAUGGGGUAGGGAAAACUCCGUUAAUGCUGUUACGACGAGUAAAAAAAUCAAGCAACAGACGACUGGAAGAAAAGUUGGUACAAUCCGCGAAAUUAACUACUUUCCUCAUGGUCUGGAAGAGAAAAAAAAAUCGAAGCUGUUUGGGGAAAGGCGCGCGCGCGUGUAAUGUAUGGUAGAUGUGUUACGUAUGCGUUACCUGAUUCGUUAAAACUAUAAUUAUUGAUAUUUUUACGCCGCUAUGUCGCCCUCUGUUGUCUCCAUUCGCAAGGGUAGAAGGAAUUUAACAUCUUGAUGAAUUCUUAAAAUGCAACGAGCUUGAUUGAAAGAUAAAAAUGCUUGUGAACUGCUCUUUCGACACUGAAGAAAUAUUACUUAUCUCGUAUAUAGAUGAACCCGACGCAUAUUAUUAUAGUGGCUCGUCAACGAGUUCUGAUCGUUCACGAUCGAGAAUUUGUUUUUUUUCUCCUUCUCUCUUUUCAACGUGACCUUUUUUAACAACUGACUCAUUACCAAUAACUGGUAGUUAUUUUCGUCUAUGUCAGAUAUAUACCUAAUUUACAUUUAGGUAAUAAUCUAGUCCCAAACGAAAAAGAGCAGUUCAUAUUGCAUCCGAACAAUUUGAUAUCCGUUUGGAGAGACUUUGACCGUUUUUUUAAAAGAAUUUUAACUUUCUUCAUCGAUAUCGUCAGUUUUGAAUCUCCAUUUUUUUCGAACAAGCCUUUUCAGAACAAUUAUCUUGCGAAUCGAGAAUGGAACGCGGACCGAGGGGAAACUCGUUCGGCUCGAUUCUGAUCAGUUUGUUGGCCCAUUUGAUUUUUUCUCUUCCUUUUUCCGAACUUCCACUAAUGAGGAUACUUUAUACACGUUUUUUAUAAGAAAAAAAUAAUAAUAACUGAAAAUCAUUUUUGAACCUUUUUUUCAUCAUUCGCUUUUCGAUACAAUUAUAUUUUCAACCUAACGACCAAGUAGGAACAUUUUUUGCUCAUUUCUCGCGAAUCAACAUCUUCCCACUUUAUUUAUUGUGACGAAAUCGCUGCCCCGGCCAACCAAACAGUGUUCGUUGAGCCGAGACUUGGUGUUAUAUCGGACGGAAAGCGAGACUUAUGAAAAACGUCGUAAUUUACAAUUUGGAAACGUUGGGGAAAAAAAUCCGUGAUAACAGAGCUUAAAGGGGUGCAAGAAAAAGCUGAAUCGAAGCGACGACGACGAGGAAGACAACAACGAGGAGGAAUCUCCCAUCAAAAAAAAUCGUCAAUGAAGAAAGAAGGAGGGCGUUGAGGACGAAAAAAAGAACAAAAGCGUGCACGGUGAUAACGAAGAGAGAGACUGUGUCGAUGUAUAAUAUAAAUAUAGGGGAAUACGAGAGACAUUGUGUGUACAUGUGUAUUUAAAAAAAGGAACGUGAAGAAAAAAUAGAGCGAAUCAGGGAAAUGUUUGAAAAUUAUUUGUACGUGAGAACAUUGCAUUUUAUGCAUGAUACAUUACAUUUUUUUUUUUUUUUUUACUUUAAUUCAUUGUGAAAAUGCGAUGUACCGUAGACACUACAGUUUUAUGACCUUCUCUCCAUACGACGGGAAAGCAAGAAUGGAGGAAGAAAGCCCUACCAUAUGAUAGGAAAUUUUAUCGUGUAGGACUCGAAAUUGGAGACACUGGGAGAGUUGAAAAAAAUUGAUAAAGGCGAUGAAUAAAUAUACAGCUGUACAAUUUCUA